Daucus carota subsp. sativus is the source of this 1637-nucleotide messenger RNA. Its product is annotated as probable carboxylesterase 6. Lineage: Eukaryota; Viridiplantae; Streptophyta; Magnoliopsida; Apiales; Apiaceae. The coding region runs from base 237 to 1307 and encodes 356 amino acids. The transcript has a single exon. The record is from RefSeq and is a predicted model, not a curated record. Gene Ontology annotation, molecular function: hydrolase activity.
CUUUCUUUUUGACUUCUUAAUUCUUGAACACACACUUUCAGUUUAUAAGAGCGUUGAAAAAAUGUAAAGCAUCUCUAUUAUCACUGCGCCCACAAGCAUAUACUCCAUAUUGACUCUCUGUCCAAUUUGCCCACUUGUCAUCUAAGGACAGGAGAACCAUCCUUUUGCCUUUAACCCUCCAUAGUACUACAAUCUUAUCUUUCUCCAUUACUCAAAUGUCCAUAUAAAUUCACCCAAUGAACAAUAGUUUUGUAACUCAAACACUCUUAACAUUUGUCAUGAGGAGAAAAAGAAUGGUUGCUUUAGCCUUAGACUCAUCUUUGAGCCUUAAGAACACCAAACACCUCCCUCAACAACCUAGGGUUGUGAAGGAAGAAAUAAGUGGUCUCAUCAAGGUUUAUAAGGACGGGCACGUGGAACGACCUCAGGUCGUCCCAUGUGCCACGAGUAAUGCAUUAGCCCCGGAGCUAGGCAUUACCUCUCAUGACAUUGUCAUUGACAAGUUUACGGGCAUUUGGGCACGUUUUUAUGUUCCGAAAGGUAAUGGGGAUAAGCUCCCUUUGCUUGUGUACUUCCACGGUGGGGGAUUUUGUGUUGGCUCCUCUGCUUGGAUUUGUUACCAUGAUUUUUUAGCGCGAUUAGCAGCUAAAGCGGGAUGCAUGAUCAUGUCUGUUAAUUACAGAUUAGCUCCGGAAAAUCCUCUCCCAGCAGCAUAUGAUGAUGGCCUUAAGGCUCUCAUGUGGCUAAAAUUGCAAGCAACAUAUUCAACAAGUGACCUAUGGUCGAGAAAAUGUGACUUCACUAAAAUGUUCUUAGCUGGUGACAGUGCAGGUGCCAAUAUAGCCUACAAUGUCGCGAUACGCUUAAAUUCCAGCACGUCGCUUAAAGGCCUAAUACUAAUCCAACCAUUUUUUGGCGGUGAAUUGAGAACUCACUCUGAGAAACACAUGGUGCAGCCCCCUCACUCUGCCCUCACCUUGAAUACUUCUGAUAUCUAUUGGCGAUUAUCGUUGCCCUCAGGGUCGAACCGUGACCAUCCGUGGUGCAAUCCAACAGCAAAUGGCACAAUCAACAUGAAGGCAUCCAAAUAUUUAUCAGUAUCCAUCAUGGUAUGUGUAUCUGAAUUCGACAUACUCAAGGACAGGAGCAUGGAGUUCUGUAACGCUUUGGCGAAAUCGGGGACCAAAGUGGAACGCUUGAUCUCCAGAGGAGUUGGACAUGCAUUUCAAGUUCUGAGCAUGUCUCAGAUUUCACAGACUCGUACAAAUGAGAUGAUCUCUCAUAUCAAGGCCUUCAUUAACAAAUGAAGUCGAUUAUGAUAAGUAUAAGCUACAAUUACUAACUAAUACCUCUGUUCUAAAAGUCGGUGAUUAACCAUAUUGAUCACCGAUUAAUCCAUGUUCCGUAACUCACCAAAAUGAUUAAAUCUCUGAUUAAUCUCCGACUAAUCAUUGUUCUGUGGUUUCACCGAUCAAGUCCGAUUUCCGCUUUUUACGACACUGAUUAAUACUAGACUUUCCUAUACUAUACUAUACGUACCAAACAAAUGUAACAUGUGGAUCAAGUAUAGAUCAAGUAUCACAUGAUACUCCUGUAGUGUAAAUGUAUAACCCUUUGUAUAAUGUAUUAUAAAUUAA